CAUCCUUACACCACCACCGUGUCCUGCCAAUUUCCUCAAGAUUUGUCUCCUAUGCUCUUCCCUGUACCACUGCGCAUGCGCCGACUGCAUCUGCCGCUAGAGAAUGGACUUGGCGGCCAAGGAAAUAUACGAUCACAUCUGACGGCGGUUGCCGAAGGCGCAGCGCGACCAUCUCUUGCCGUCGCCGUCGCCGUCGACCCGAUUCUUCGCUCCAGGCUGGGCAGCGUGAUUGAAUCGCGCGCCCACUCCUUUAUGUGAUACCAGGACAUCUCGUUGCUUGAAGACAGCCCUCUAUCAUCGCUCUCACCACAACGCUGCGCUCAGGAUGUCGCACUUGUUUCAGAACAUCAAGCACGCCGUCGAUCAUGAAUUUCAGAAGCUCGAUAAGGGGCUUGACCAUGCCCGGGCGACCGUCGAAGGCUUUCUGACCCCGAACCGCAGGCACGACUCGCCCGAGGAGCAGCGUGUUGACGCGCUUCGUCAGGAGAUCAACGACGGCCAUCGUUUCCAGUCCUUCGCAGACAAACGGCAUGCCAACUUUGUCAAAUGGCACAUCGACGGCCAUGAUUAUAUGUACGCGCUCUCCGAGAUACUGGACAGCGCGAGAGAGUGCAUCUUCAUCCUCGACUGGUGGCUCACCCCAGAGUUGUACCUGCGCCGACCGCCGGCUCACAAUCAAGAAUGGCGUCUGGAUCGUCUGUUGAAGCGCAAGGCGGAGGAGGGCGUGAAAAUCUACGUCGUGGUGUACAAGGAGGUCACUCAGACCAUGUCCAUGAGCUCUUCUCACACCAAGCACGCUCUCGAGGACUUGCAUCCGAACAUCGCGUGCAUGCGCCACCCGGACCACAUCGGCAGCAAGGACGACGUCGAGUUCUGGUCGCACCAUGAGAAGCUCGUAAUCGUCGACAACCACCGCGCUUGCGUCGGAGGGUUGGACAUUUGUUUUGGGCGCUGGGACACGCACACGCACCCGCUUGCAGACGUGCACCCGACGGACUUUACGCGCACGCUCUUUGCCGGCCAGGACUACAACAACGCACGUGUGCUGGACUUCAAGGACGUCCAGAACUACGUCAGCAACGGCCUUAGUAUCAUCGAGACGGCUAGGAUGCCGUGGCAUGAUGUCCAUAUGACCCUGUGCGGUCCAUCGGUGCUGGACCUGGUGCAGCACUUUGUCGAGCGUUGGAACGAAGUCAAGAAACGCAAGGAUACCCGCUACGACUGGCUUGCGCUGCCCCACGACAUCGAUGAGGCUCCCGACGAAGCCGUCGCGCGCCACCCGUACCGCGAAGCUUGGCACAGCAUGGGCCACCGAUUCCGCCAGCGCUUCCACGGGCAUCAUCUCAGAAACGAGACUGAUAUACUGGACGACCCGCUGCUAUACCCUCGCCCGCCAAACGGUUCAAGCACGGUGCAGGCAGUCCGCAGUGUUAGCGACUGGAGCCACGGCGUGCUUACGGAGCACAGCAUUCAGAAUGCUUAUCGUCAGUUGAUCAUGGAGGCUAGCCAUCACAUCUACAUCGGUGACAUCUCGAACACCCAAGAGGAUGGCCCUGUCAAGAAUCUGAUCGCUAAGGCCCUCGUCGACCGUAUCCUCCAGGCCGCACGGGACGGCCAGAAAUUCAAGGUUGUGAUCGUCAUCCCAGAGGUUCCUGGAUUCGCGGGGCAAGUGAAGGAUGAAACUUCUGUCAGGACAAUCAUGGCCGCGCAAUACCGUACCAUGAACCGUGGUGGUCACAGCAUCUAUGAGGAGAUUCGCAAAGCUGGAUACGAACCUACGGAUUAUAUUCGUUUCUAUCACCUGCGUGCAUACGACCGUAUCAAUGCUCCGUAUGAGACCUUCUUGAAGGCUCUGGAACAGCAGAGCGGCAUCACGUUCCACCAAGCCAUGACAGCCUUAGCUCGCAUGUGGGUAGGGAGAGAUGAAGAACAUAAUGCACCGAAGGAGACCACCGUCGUUCUCCCUACAGGCAAAUUGGCCGAGGAGAUCACUGCGUCCGGUGGCAAGCCCGAGCUCAAGACGGAGACAUACCAACUGCCUCAGUCGUACGAGGAGGCGAAGGACAUUGUUGACCGAUGGCACGAUACCGCCAUCCGUCUCCGAGGGGGCGGUGAUAUCUCAGAUAAUGUUGUGCAGCACAUGAUGCAUGACCGCACGGACUUGAAGGAGGAGGGAUGGCUGGGUACUCCCGAUGAGGAGAAGGCUGCCUAUGUAUCUGAGUUGCUAUACAUCCACUCGAAGUUGAUGAUUGUGGACGAUCGGCGGGUCAUCAUGGGCUCCGCUAACAUCAACGAUCGCAGUCAGAAGGGUGAUGGCGAUUCUGAGAUCGCCCUGGUGGUCGAAGACGAAGACAUGAUCGAGACGACUAUGGAUGGGCGACCAUACAUGGCGACUCGCUUUGCCGCCACGCUUCGCAGGAAGCUUUACAGAGGUACACACCUCGGUCUUAUGGCGCCACAGCUCUGCACGGGGCAACAGGAGCACACUGUCGACCUCUGGAACCGUACCGCAAAGAACAACCGUGACAUCUUCACGGAGGUAUUCCGGCCUGUUCCGACGAAUCUCGUCCGAGACUGGGAUGCAUACUCGGUAGGCAUUUGCAGCCAUGUGGGUGGGCAUCAGUGCAUUAACAUCAUGGCUAGCGCUACAGGGGCUCUUGUUGAGUGUCCAAUAGAUUUCUUGAUCGACCAGAAGGACUUCGUGGAAGGUGCCGAUUGGAUUGGCCUUAACCCGACGUUGCCCAUCUACAUCUAGAAAUACAAUGGCUCUGUAGUAGCAGUGCUUCGUAUGCCAGGGAUCUCGUAUUGUUGCGUAAUAUCUUGUACAUCUUUGUACGUUGUGACCGGUACUAUGCUGAAUGCUCAUAAAUGUAGCAACUAUGAAAUGGAAGCAGACGUUGCGCGAAAUGAUGUGUAUGAUGAAUGUCCGGUGAAGUUCACUCUGGCUGCCAGCACCCCUCAAGUCAACGUGCGAGUUUCUCCAACCCUCGCGGGAUCUGCACACCGAUUAGCGAUGUUUUGCGGAGCGUGUAACGACCAUUACCGUCCAUCCAUGAGUAUUUGCUGCUCUUUUGUAGCCGUCUAACGCUUCUUGCAUUCCGUAAGGUACGUCCCAAUUCUGCGCAAGUCGGGCGGGACGAGGCUCCACGUUUGAUAUAGCUAGUUUGAUCUGUAGCAAGAUAGCCGAAAUGCUG
Fomitopsis serialis is the source of this 3194-nucleotide messenger RNA. Its product is annotated as phospholipase D. Gene Ontology annotation, molecular function: D-type glycerophospholipase activity. The coding region runs from base 326 to 2755 and encodes 809 amino acids. The record is from RefSeq and is a predicted model, not a curated record. NCBI's taxonomy places the organism in Eukaryota, Fungi, Basidiomycota, Agaricomycetes, Polyporales, Fomitopsidaceae. Gene Ontology annotation, biological process: cell motility; phosphatidic acid biosynthetic process; intracellular signal transduction. The transcript is spliced from 25 exons.